AUGGCUGUCAACGCUUCCGUCGCGUUCGAUCUCCCGCCGCUCCCGACGUACACAAUGAGACCGCGGGAGAAUCUCAUCGCCGCUAUUCCCGAUAACAUCCUAUCGCUGAUUUUACCUAUCGUCGCCUAUUGGGGCUUAUCCAUGAUUUACCACUAUCUGGAUGUCAAUGACUACUUCGUCCAAUACCGCCUUCACACCCCCGCAGAGGUCUUGAAAAGAAACAAAGUCAGUCGGUGGGAAGUCGUGCGCGAUGUGGUCAUCCAGCAGGUGAUCCAAACCAUGGCUGGUUUGGCCUUCCUUUGGUUUGAUGCCGAGGAGACAGUGGGACGCGAUGGGUACGAUGUCGCAGUCUGGGCUCAACGAUUGCGCAUACUUCAAAAGGCUAUUCCUUCAUUGCUGGGGCUGGCUGGGGUGGAUGCGGCGAACCUCGCCAAAUCGGUCGCCAAAAACGGAUACACGAUGUUAGCCGGGGCUAUCGCUGGUGGUUCGUACCCCGGGGUGACCCAGUCCCUCGUUCUUGACACCGGAGCCACGGCUGUGGUUCCCGCUUUCACGGGAUGGGAACUUGCUGUCGCAAGCUUUAUUUAUUGGUACUUUGUGCCUGCUCUGCAGUUCAUGCUGGCGAUCUCAAUCGUCGACACCUGGCAGUACUUCCUUCACCGCGCUAUGCAUCUCAACCGGUGGCUUUAUGUGACAUUCCAUUCACGACAUCACCGUCUCUACGUUCCUUACGCCUUUGGUGCACUUUACAACCACCCGUUCGAGGGUUUCCUGCUGGACACUGCCGGAACCGGAAUUGGGUUUUUGGUCUCGGGGAUGACCACUCGUCAGGCCAUGUGGUUCUUCACUCUUUCAACUAUCAAAACUGUCGAUGACCACUGUGGCUAUGAGUUCCCCUGGGAUCCCUUGCAGCAUUUCACCUCCAACAACGCCGCCUACCACGAUAUUCACCACCAGAGCUGGGGUAUCAAAACCAAUUUUUCUCAGCCUUUCUUCAUCUUCUGGGAUCGCAUGCUCGGUACUCGGUGGGAGGGUGAUGUUCAUGGGCGCUAUGAACGGGCUCGUGAAAAUGCGCAGAAGCAAGUGGACCUUGAUGCUGCCAAGGCCGCUGAAGCUGUCCCAACUGUGAUUGUGAAAGAGGAACGUGAGCCUGAGCGAGUGGUAGUGUCAACAGAUGGCCCCGCUACACGCACUCGACUGCGUCGAAAGACAGUCGAUAGUCUCAAGGGCCCUAGCCAUGGGGUUCCUGGAAGUGUUCUCCACAACUGA
This is a messenger RNA of Penicillium salamii, 1269 nucleotides long. The record is from the annotation of a GenBank genome assembly. NCBI's taxonomy places the organism in Eukaryota, Fungi, Ascomycota, Eurotiomycetes, Eurotiales, Aspergillaceae.